This is a messenger RNA of Brassica napus (rape), 2087 nucleotides long. Its product is annotated as ethylene-responsive transcription factor ESR2. The record is from RefSeq and is a predicted model, not a curated record. Gene Ontology annotation, biological process: regulation of DNA-templated transcription. Bases 163 to 1062 code for a protein of 299 amino acids. The transcript has a single exon. NCBI's taxonomy places the organism in Eukaryota, Viridiplantae, Streptophyta, Magnoliopsida, Brassicales, Brassicaceae. Gene Ontology annotation, molecular function: DNA binding; DNA-binding transcription factor activity.
GGUGAACGCAAAAAUAACUCUUAAAGAAAUGAUGUUAUUUUUCGCUCUAUAAAUACGUUAUCAGCUACCAAUAUACAUUCAGGUACCUCAAAAAACUAAAAGAACCACAUAGCAAAGCAAAUACUUUCUUUGCUUAUAAUAAAACUUCCCUCAGGUCAAACCAUGGAUGAAGCAAUCAUGAGACUAGAAGGUGCUGAGCACAGAGAAACCAACAAUCAGUCUCUGAAGAGAAAGCCAUCAAGAACUUCCUCCACCGCUCCAUGCUCUCCCGGAGGUGUAACCACCGUAAAAUCUGUCCCCGGAGCUGGCGCUUCCGGUGGCACCACCAUCAGGUACCGCGGCGUGAGGCGUAGGCCAUGGGGUCGUUACGCUGCUGAAAUACGCGAUCCGAUGUCCAAGGAGAGACGUUGGCUGGGGACAUUUGACACUGCUGAGGAAGCAGCCUGCGCAUACGACUGUGCAGCUCGAGCCAUGCGUGGUCAUAAAGCUCGAACCAAUUUCGUCUACCCAAUCCCUUCACUUGACUCUUACCACCAUCGUAUUUUCUCGUCUCCUCCGAUGAACAUGUUCCUUCGACGCGACGUUUUGAACUCUCAGUCUCUUUCUCCUUUCGCUUACCCACUCUCUAACGUAAGCGGCCCGGUCUACGAUUCAUUCGCUAAUGUUAACGAUGUCUCCGAAGAUCACUCACCUAAUCACUCACCUAAAGCGAAGCGGUUUAGCUUCUUUGACAACGAGAGCAUGAUAUCAAUCCUCGAACCAGAACCAGCUGGGUCUGGUCUUCUUCAAGAAAUUGUUCAAGGCUUCUUGCCCAAACCUAUCCCUCAACAAGCCGCUACACCUCCAACGACCAUUGGUGUAUUCCCGACUAUGGUAGAGACUGGUUUUCAGUCUGAACUUCGUUUACCGGAUCACGUCAAUGUUGAAGGAAACGGAUUCGGUCAGUUCAAAUAUCAUGGAGAGUUGGGUUGGGUGGAUCAUGAGGGUGGGUUUGAUUCAGCCAAGAUGCAUCAGAAUGGAAAUGCCGGAAUGUUAUAUCAGUAUUGCUUUCAUGAUUAUUAAACCAUUAUGGUUGUGUUUUUACGUGCUAAUCACUCCACUGUUUCUUUAGGAUUAUGACAAUAGUUUGGGUUAGCUAACUCAAAAGCCUUUUGUCUUUUUUUCUUCAUCUAGUUGUAUGAUCAGUUUAUCUUUUGAAAGGAAAAAUCAUCGGAGAGUAUGAGAGAUUUUACCUUUUUUUGGCAAAUCAGCAUGGAAAAGCUUAAUUGAAUUGUAUAUUUAUAUGACAUGUCGAGUCAGCAAAGUUAAGAAGAAAAAUAUAUGACAAAAAAUAUAAAAAUUGGAAAAUACUCGUCGUGGAGGGGGGAAUGAAGACAACUCCAAAAGGACAAAAUAUGAGAUAUCUAGAAAACUAGAUCUCUUCUAAUAAGUUGACUUUGAAAUCCAUAAAGACAGCCUUUGUCUUCUUUUUCUGUCUCCUCUCCUUUACCCUCUCAAAUCAUCAGAAGCACAUAUUCUGAAGUUCACAAUAUAGUUUUUUUUUUCGAAAAAAAGUUCACAAUAUAGUUAAAGGCUCUUGUUUGAAGUUUGAUCAAAGGUCCAAGUAACUGGUCCAUAAAAACUCGAUAGAUAUAACCGUAUACGUACUCGAAUUUGCAUCAUUGCAUGUUAGCAUGUAGCCUAGUUUCCGUUAAGUAAUCUGAUUCAAGGGUUGAUCUCGAAACCGGUUGCUUGUGAUCGAAGGUAAUUCGAAAACAAGAAGGAUAGGGUGCGAAUACUCUUAGCAGUGGCUUUUGCAAAGCUCUUUAAAACCUAAAACUUAGAACUCUUUAUUAAUCAAAUCGUGGUCUCUACAAGCAUGAUUAAGACCCAUUAAAUACUAACAACGAAAAACAUAACCCUAGGAGGAUUUAGUUAACUCCUCUUUCUAAAAGGAAAACAAAACACCUAAAAAGGAAAGUUAAAACCGACUUAAACGUAAAAGGAAAUUCCUACGCGGAAGAGGAGUUGUGAACGAUGGUAGUCUCGUGUUGAUUGCUUGCGACCAGAGGUUGAGCUGCAUCAUAAUCAUAUAUAAAUAGCAAACA